AUGUGGGAUCCAUCGUAUACUGGAGAAGACGAAUUAUCAACAUUGGUCUUAGAUCUAGGAUCUUCGAAGUGUAAAGCUGGCUUUGCUGGAGAUGAUGGUCCCCAGUCUGUAUUUUCUUCUGUAGUGGGUAGAAACAGAAUUGCUGGGAAUGAGGCGUCUGCAGGUAAACAGGAAGCAUACGUUGGGUAUGAUGUUCAAGAAACAAAGGCAGCAUUAUCUAUAACUCAUCCAAUAGAACAUGGUAUUGUAACUAACUGGGAUGAUAUGGAAAUUCUUCUAAAUUAUAUUUUUAAUAAAGAAUUGAGAGUUUCACCUUCAGACUAUUCAAUAUUAGUGACCGAACCUCCAUUAAAUCCCAAAUCUAACAGAGAAAUUAUGACGCAGAAUAUGUUUGAGAAAUAUGAAGUACCAGCUUAUUAUAUGAUACUACAAUCAAUAUUAACUCAAUACAGUUGCGGUAGAGUUUCAAGCAUCAUGGUAGAAGUCGGUGGGGGUAUAACGCAUAUACUGCCUAUAUAUGAAGGUCAUGCUAUACUACCCGCUGUUAAAAGACGAGAUUUCGCUGGUCGUGACUUAACUAAUUAUCUACAAGAAUUACUGAACCACAAGGGUUAUAGUUUCUGUACCUACCGUGAACAAGAGAUAGUACGUGAUAUAAAAGAACAAUGUUGUUAUGUAGCAUCAGAUUAUGAACAGGAAAUGUUAGAUCCGACAGCCUGUAAAGAGAAGAGUUAUGAAUUACCGGAUGGGACUAAAAUUACCCUGGAUAAUGAAAGAAUAGCUUGUCCUGAAACUUUAUUUCAACCUCAUUUGUUUGGACAUCAAGAAAAGGGUUUAGUAGAUUUGAUAUACCAAUCGUUAAUGGAUAGUGAUAUUGAUGCUCGACUUGAUCUUUUUUGUAAUGUUAUUUUAUCGGGUGGUACAACUUUGUUACCUGGCUUCCAUGAAAGGCUUCUGAAGGAGUUAGACGAACUUAUUCCGAAAAGAAGAACCAAAGUAAUAGCAUCCCCAGAAAGACAAUACCACGUUUGGAUAGGAGGAUCAAUUUUAGGUUCAAUGACAACAUUUCGUCAAAUGUGGAUAACUAAACAAGAAUACGAGGAACAUGGACCAAAUAUUAUCCAUAAACGUUGUGCUCUGUGA
Molecule: messenger RNA, 1143 nt
Organism: Lottia gigantea (owl limpet)
Lineage: Eukaryota; Metazoa; Mollusca; Gastropoda; Lottiidae
Exons: 7
Coding region: 1-1143 (380 amino acids)
Source: RefSeq, a predicted model, not a curated record